AGUGCCCACUGCAUGAGAACAAUACGUAGCAAGCCGUGAACGAGUCAAGUGCACGUCUGUGUCAUUGGAAAAGGCAAGAAAACAAAUCGUACGCGGUGUGUCUGUUCGCGUUUCCGCCACGGGAAGUUAUUCCAGUAACCAGCAAACUGUCGGUAAAGCUGUCGACCUUCUGUGCCAGUGCGUAUAAAGGCCGGACAACUUACGUCUCUCGUUAGCUAAGGCUCAAUUCCCGUGAGUGUGAAGUCUGCUUCUGUUUCGUGUCAUCGCGCUCAAACGUAACUAGGAAAUGAUGAAAUCGAUCUUCUUCGGAAUCGUUGCCCUGAUGUUCGCGGCUGUUGUGAUGCAGCAGGACCAGGCAUCGGCACAGGUUACCGAAACGGAUGCCCCCUCAAGCACCGACGAAUGGAACUACAUGAACCGUAGCUGCUCCGCCAAGCUGCAGGACCAGAUCAACAAGGAGUUCGAUGCGGCCAUCUUCUACAUGCAGUACGGUGCCUACUUCGCCCAGUACCAGGUGAAUCUGCCCGGCUUCGAGAAGUUCUUCUUCAACGCCGCCUCGGAGGAGCGCGAGCACGGCAUGAAGCUGAUCGAGUACGCGCUGAUGCGCGGCCAGAAGCCGAUCGACCGCAACAGCUUCUCGCUGAACUUCGCUAACCCGGCUGCCCGCGUCGAUGCGGAACAGGGCUCGGUUGCGCUGACCGCCCUGAAGGCCGCCCUCGCCAAGGAGCAGGAGGUGACCAAGAGCAUCCGCGAGCUGAUCAAGAUCUGCGAGGAGGACCACAACGACUACCAUCUGGUGGACUACCUGACGGGCGAGUUCCUGGAGGAGCAGCACCAGGGCCAGCGCGAUCUGGCCGGCAAGAUUACCAUGCUGAGCAAGCUGCUGCGCACGAACCCCAAGCUGGGCGAGUUUAUGUUCGACAAGCAGAACAUGUAAAGCGUUUCGCGGGUAAUGGGUUUUGGAGAGUAGAAGGCACCUGCGUCCACUUGCAGCAUUAUGUCUGAAUUCCCUGUUAAAAACGUACGUGUGUGUGUGUGCGCUAGGAGGUAGAGAUUCAAUAAAUACUUCCAGAUAAGAGUCAAACCGACACACAAA
Molecule: messenger RNA, 1096 nt
Organism: Anopheles coluzzii
Lineage: Eukaryota; Metazoa; Arthropoda; Insecta; Diptera; Culicidae
Gene: Fer1HCH
Product: ferritin subunit
Exons: 4
Coding region: 287-937 (216 amino acids)
Biological process (GO): iron ion transport; intracellular iron ion homeostasis
Cellular component (GO): cytoplasm
Molecular function (GO): ferrous iron binding; ferric iron binding
Source: RefSeq, a predicted model, not a curated record